This is a messenger RNA of Coccidioides immitis RS, 1166 nucleotides long. RefSeq names its product NAD(P)H-hydrate epimerase. NCBI's taxonomy places the organism in Eukaryota, Fungi, Ascomycota, Eurotiomycetes, Onygenales, Onygenaceae. The record is from RefSeq and is a predicted model, not a curated record. The coding region runs from base 190 to 984 and encodes 264 amino acids. Gene Ontology annotation, cellular component: mitochondrion. Gene Ontology annotation, molecular function: NAD(P)HX epimerase activity. The transcript is spliced from 5 exons.
CAACAUGCGAUGAAAUAAGUGCCGGACCCUACUUCGAAGUUGAUAUUUUGUUUGUUAAAGCAGAUAGAAUUAUCCAUCCUGUCCUUACUAUAAAGGCUCAUUGCCGCACACGCUCCCGAGUUCAAUCAUCGGGUUGGCCUAUGACGUAUUUCCACCAUUGACAGCUCCGCACCCUCGCCCAUCAUUUCGAUGCAGCGGGCGCUCAGGAGAUCAAGCCAAUUAACAAAUUCACUAUUUAGUUCUGCUCGUAGAUACAAGUUUAUGUCUACAAUGGCGCUGAAAACAAUCACUGCUCAAAAUGCAGCAGCGUUAGAUAAAGAUCUGAUGGACUCUGGGGCCUUUUCAAUUGAUCAAUUAAUGGAAUUGGCUGGGCUUUCUGUGUCUCAAGCCGUGUAUAAAGUUCACCCACCGUGCAAAGGCAAAAAUGUGCUCAUUGUUUGCGGCCCCGGCAAUAACGGCGGAGACGGACUCGUCUGUGCCCGUCAUCUAGCUCACUACGGUUACAAUCCAACAAUAUAUUACCCCAAACAUGCCAAAAAUGAGCUGUAUGAACGCCUCAAGGUCCAACUCCACAACCUUUCAGUCCCAUUCACUGAUGACUUUGCCGGCGCUCUUUCUACCACCACCUUGAUAGUCGACGCCAUCUUUGGUUUCUCCUUCGGCGGUCCUCUGCGUGAGCCGUAUCCCGCUAUAAUCUCCCAGAUAGAAUCCGCCAAAGUACCUGUCGUGUCCGUUGACGCGCCCAGUUCAUGGGACAUUGAAACUGGUCCUCCAAAGGAUGGACCUGGGGCUCGGUUUAUGCCAGAAGUGCUUGUUAGCUUGACGGCUCCGAAACCCUGCGUGAAGUUCUUUAGAGGGAGGCAUUUCAUCGGGGGACGGUUUCUAACGAAAGCGACUGCGGAGAAAUAUGGGUUAGAUGUACCUGACUACCCAGGAAUCGAUCAAGUCAUGGAGAUUGAUGUAGAGGGAAGUGAGAAACUAUGAGACGCUUGGACAUGGAUUCAAUACAGCAGAGGAUAAAAAGCUGGUCACUGGUCGUUAAACGUCAUUUAAUUACUGCUAGUCAUCAAGCUAUUCAAUGUCCGUCACGUCUAGUCGAAGCACUAUAGCCUAAACUUCCAAAGUAUAGAAGAAUAGCAGAAGCAUGAUUUAGCAGUGUUUUCAAA